CAGCGUGUCUGUGUGCAGGUUGGGAUCAUGGCAGGAGUGUUUAGUUUGUUGGUGGCUCUUUUGCUUUUUGCGGCGAACUGUAGGGCUGAAACUUGCACAGAACCCUCCAUUGUUCCAUCGUACUACACUACCUCAGAUGCAGUUAUCUCGUCUGAAGUGGUUUUCAUUGUGGAGAUCUCUCUGACAUGCUCUAAUGGGGCACAGAAUGUUGCACUUUAUGCAGAUGUAAAUGGAAAGCAGUUCCCGGUUACCAGAGGCCAAGACAUUGGGAAAUACCAGGUAUCAUGGAGUCUGGAACACAAGAAUGCACACUCUGGCAUCUAUGAAGUAAAGUUCUUUGAUGAAGAGUCCUACAGCCUGUUGAGAAAGGCUCAGAGGAAUAAUGAAGACUUUUCCACCAUCAAGCCUCUCUUUUCAGUUAAUGUUGAUCACAGGGGUGCCUGGAAUGGUCCAUGGGUAUCUACAGAGGUACUUGCUGCGCUUGUUGGCAUUUUGAUAUACUACACAGCAUACACUGCAAAGAGCUACAUCCAAGCGUGAGCGAAGAUUUGGGACUUAAUGUUGCUUGUCCUGAUGUAAAAAGUUACAUUGUUUUGUCAUUAAUAACAAAUAA
This is a messenger RNA of Nanorana parkeri, 613 nucleotides long. RefSeq names its product signal sequence receptor subunit 4 (gene SSR4). Gene Ontology annotation, cellular component: endomembrane system; membrane; endoplasmic reticulum. The transcript has 6 exons. NCBI's taxonomy places the organism in Eukaryota, Metazoa, Chordata, Amphibia, Anura, Dicroglossidae. Bases 28 to 540 code for a protein of 170 amino acids. The record is from RefSeq and is a predicted model, not a curated record.